AUGGCAGACAUGACGAAUCCUCCGGUAGUUAUCACCGUCAUUUGCCCUCACAAAUUCUGCGAUCGGGGAGAGAGCAUUCCAGUCCCGGAAGUAGAAGUGGAAUCGAAUUCAACGGCUUCAUCUUCAUCAAAUCGUGGAACUAGAGCAGGGAGGUUCGUGUUGGCAGGGCUCAUGCAUGUAGAAAUGGCACUACCCCUCACCGGAAUGAUUGCCUACUACAUCAACAUGCUUCAGAAUGAUAUCUCAUAA
Messenger RNA from Arabis nemorensis, 249 nucleotides. Lineage: Eukaryota; Viridiplantae; Streptophyta; Magnoliopsida; Brassicales; Brassicaceae. The record is from the annotation of a GenBank genome assembly.